AUGGCCGGCAGAGGCCACAUUCAACCCAGUGCCCUGGCCACAGCCCUGCGACUCACCCUGGCAUUCAUCCUGCUGGGGGUCUAUGGAGGGAGCCACCCACUCCAAGCUAGGUCCUGGGGACAUCACAAGCUGGCUGCCAAUCUGGGUAUAAGCCAGCUGCACCUGGCAGGGGACAAUCAGGCCUCAGUUCCCCAACCUUAUCUGAGGAUACAAGACUCUGGCUCACGGGCGUCCCCAAAGCCAGAACCUUGUUGUCACGCAGAGAUAAAUAUGCCAGAUGCAUUGGGCCCUGGGAUCCUUCCAGAGAGCUGUGGGGCGCCGAGCCCAGGAUGUGAGUCCUUCCUGGGACACCUCCAACGCGCCCUCCGCAAUCGCUUUCGCCUGCUGCUGUUGGGGGUACGACAAGGGCAACCGCUCUGCGCGGAGCUCUGCCAGGCCUGGUUCACCACCUGCGAAGCUGAUCUCACCUGCGGCCCAACCUGGCUGCCGCCCUCAGAGAAGAGGGGCUGCGAGCCCAGCUGCGGCACCUACGGGCAGAACUUCGCAGAUGGGAUGGACCUUUGUCACUCGGUUCUGGGUCACACCCUGCAGGUGGCAGCUCCGGGCUCCCGUCAUUGCCUCAACAUCUCCAUCUCGGUGCUGCCACGUCCCAGACCCAGGCGACAGGUCUGGGAACCACCACGCUCCCGGCGCUUCCGCAACCCUCGCGCCUCCAUCAUGGACACCGCGGGCAGCGGGAGUGGCAGUGGAAGCGGCAGCGGCCCCUAGCGGGCGCCAGGCAUUAAAUGAAAGUCACUUCCCUGGGCCCGGCCCUCAAGAUACCCAGAGACCUACCUCUACCUAUUCCUCUCUGCUAGCUAGUUUCCAGUCCUGGCCCUCCAAUUCGGGGACCCCGUGAAGGGUGUCUCUCCAGGGUAUCUGAGAAACGACCCAACUCUUAUUUUUCUCUCCCCACUGAAUAAAGUUGCAGGAUGAAGCA
This is a messenger RNA of Castor canadensis (American beaver), 979 nucleotides long. RefSeq names its product retbindin (gene Rtbdn). Lineage: Eukaryota; Metazoa; Chordata; Mammalia; Rodentia; Castoridae. Gene Ontology annotation, cellular component: external side of plasma membrane. Gene Ontology annotation, molecular function: riboflavin transmembrane transporter activity; riboflavin binding; signaling receptor activity. The record is from RefSeq and is a predicted model, not a curated record.